This is a messenger RNA of Spodoptera litura, 1929 nucleotides long. Its product is annotated as mitochondrial import receptor subunit TOM40 homolog. The record is from RefSeq and is a predicted model, not a curated record. NCBI's taxonomy places the organism in Eukaryota, Metazoa, Arthropoda, Insecta, Lepidoptera, Noctuidae.
UCUAAUAUAAACACCCUUGAAACAUACCCAUCAAUAAUAAUCGUAGAUUGUAUUGUUACAAGAGUCAUGGUCGCAUAAAUAUCUAUGUCAUCAAUGAAUGGGAAUGAAUGGCCCAUGAAUGGACAGUCGGCGGAUUGACGGCCUCUUUAUUAAACACUUGGAGACACGAACUCAUGCCGCCUUUUAAAUUAAGUCUUAAAUUCGGUAUUGAAUAUUUUGUGUAUUGUUUUUGUGGUAUUUUGAAACUUUAGAGGAAGUAUUGUUCCUGUUUAGUGCAUUUUAAGGUGGCGUAUAUUGUCAAAUUGAAAACAGAUUUACUUAGUUUUAUUUAAGAAAUUAUGGUUAUACUGCUGCUCAAUUUUAGAAUCUGUUAUUAUUUCAGUAGAGUUGCCAAUAAUAUAGCCAGUAAUAUUAGCAAUCAGGGAGCAGUAUCCGAACAGUACUAAGUAAACACAUGCGCACUAAGGGAAGUGUCAAAUAUAAUCUCAAAGACAACUAAAAAUACUACAAACUCCUUGCAGCGUGCGACUGGCCGGACACGUCGUCAACGCUCAGCGAUACAAAAAUAAAACGAGACAGGUCAAUGACGUCUGACCUGUUAUCCAAUAAAUAAAAUAAAAUAUAUAAAUUAGACUACAAUGGACAUAAACGAGGAUAAGAUCAAGGAGGAAGUCAGCAGCUUCGUCUCCUCCCUGCAGCGAUUACUGCCAAAGAAGAAGGAGAUCAUAGUGGUCGAACCAAAGCGAUACAGAACCACAAAGCUGUGUGACAUUCACGCUGAGGCGAAAGGUACUUUCCCAAAGUGCUUCAUCGGCGCACGCCUCAUUGUUCUCAGAGAGAUCCUCGAUAAAGUGAAACUGGUUCAACAGUACAGCUACGGGAAGACAAGGGAAUCCUACAGGUGUUACUCCCAGCUCAUUCACAAGGAAAUGGAACCGAAGAGCACCGAGGAAGGGUUGCUGAUAGACUCGUCUGGUUCUGCAACGGCUACGUACAAAGAUAGCUUUGACGGAGGGUAUCAGAUGCGUCUGAUGUCUAGAAUCAGGGAUUUGGUGUCGUCAGAAACAGAGGUUGUGCUUGAGAAGGAGAAUGAAAAGUCUGUUGGAUCAGUUUCGUGUUCUGUAAGAGAUGUGGACCCGAACACAUUACGUAUGGUGACGCAGUGGAUGUACAAAAUUCUCCCGGAUGUGUGUUUUGGAACCGAGAUUGGAUUCAAGCCGUUAACGUACCCACCGACGCCGGAGGUCUCGAUCAGUGCUAGGUAUGACAGGCCCAGCUUCACAUUAUCCUUAACAGCUAGCAAAAUUGGCUUCCAAGUGUGUCUUUACAAACAGUUCUCACCAGAUUUGCGAGUAGCGACGAUAAUAACCGAGGGUUGCCGAGGCGGGCAGACCACGGUCAGUUUGGCAAUGCACAAAAAUUACCACAACGGUUCUGAGUUGAAAAUUUUUGUUGACUCCCAGCGCUGCGGGGGUUUCACUUUCCAAAGAGAUAUUCUAUUUUAUGAGCCGCAAAAUGAGAUCCGCGUGUUACGUCUCGUCGGAAGUACCCUGAUAGAUAAACAAAGGCGGGUUCGAUUCGGAAUUGGAAUCAAUCUGGAUUUCUAACACGUUUCAAGUAAGUUACACGGUCCAACAUACCCCUUGAUUGACCGUGACUACGGAUGUGGUGUGGUGUGCUUACAUUUUUUGUAGAUUUAUUCAUUUGUAUAUAAGUAUACAUAGGUUUUAGUUAUUGUUUUAUCUUCUUAACGUUUGUUCCGCCACGUCGUUUAAAAAUGUCAUUAAAUUAUUGAAAAUAUAGUGGGUGUUUCGUUACAGUUACGUGGUUUUUUUGUUCAUUAUUAUUAGCUAUUUUUUUAAUGUAAUUUGUAGUGUCACAUUCAAUAUUUGUCACUUGCGUAUUCAUUCAGUUCACUUAAGAACGAGG